AUGCAGUCCUUCGGGCAAAAGGAACAGCCAGCGGGCACUCCGGUGUAUAGGCCCGGCUUCCAAGCCCUACAUGAUACGAAGCCAUAUAAGUCGACCAAUACUACCCCUGUGGGCAUUCCUUCAAAACGAAUCCCACGUACUCCAGUGCGGCGAGAACCCCGUUCCCGGACCCCAUCCAAAUCCAAAGCCUCAUCGCCAUCACGUCGGUCUUCUUCUGCCUCCUCAAAUGAGCGCCAAAUUCCAACAGCGGUGGCCUCGAUCCUGGAUGCAACAGCGAUUCCAGUACCACGGCGAACUUGGUCUACUCGACGGCCGCGCAAACUUCCCCGGGGUAACAAUGUGGAGGAGUUUAGCCGGUUGAUGCAGGAGGGAGUUAAACCGAAGGAGGAUUAUUUGGCAGGCGGAACGGGAAACUCUCCAUUGGAUAUCCUGCUGAGUCCACCGGACUAUAGCGAAAAGUAUCUGGACUCCGAAUCCGAACCCCCGUGCUCUGCUAGAUCCAUAUCAAGUGAUUCUAUGCCAUCACUGGCCCACGAUCUCGCAUCGCCAUCGAGCAUUUCUCAGCCUCCUACGCCUGGAAGUCAGAAGAGUCCAUCCGAGAGACGACAGCUCCGUUAUUCUCCAGCUACCGACUGUGUAUUUGACCAUCCUCUUCUCGAAAAAGAGAUUGAGGAAGGCGAGUUCAUUGACUUCAAGACACACGAUGAGCCAGAAAUACCUGAUGUGACCCCCGUGAAACGAUCUGCCUCGUCUCGAUCCUUCCCGCGCCUGCGAUCUUCCUUCAAGUCAAACCUGACCGCAUCCUUGCGCGCCAUCAAAUCGGCAGCGCAGUCUGUUUCCACCUUUGCGACCCCAUCAGUUCAACCAGAAGAUUUCCUCACUCGAUCUCUCUUCGCCAUCACACCUGAGCUGACUGAUGAUCGUCGUCCUCCACCAAUGCAGAAUCCGCCCUCCCCAGCACUACGGCGGUAUCUGAACCCAACCCCGAUCUCUCCAGCCGAGAUGUACGUCUAUCAUGAUCAUCCACAUGACACCCGCGAAUCAACGCAGGCUUGUGUGUCGAUUCAAAUGCAGACCUACCGUCGUUCUCGCGGUCGGGGCCACCGACGCAAUCAUUUCCAUGUGGUACCUAAGCAGAAUCGUGACCAGUACUACACAUUUGAUCCAGAGGUGCCACCUAUGUCACGCCAGCGUGAACCCCGAGAGAAUAGCGAUUUUCUCCGCAUGGUCGUUCUAGAGAUGAACAUGCGACGCAGCGGCAAGCUUCGUGAAGAUAUCCCCACCCGGGCUCGCAUCUGGCUGCCCGCUCGCAACAGCAGUCCUUAUCGCCUGUCUGGAGAUUAUGAAGACUGCGACGACAACAAUACUAUUCCAUCUCGCUGGGUCGGAGUCUCAGCAUAA
This is a messenger RNA of Penicillium malachiteum, 1401 nucleotides long. RefSeq lists its product as uncharacterized. The transcript has a single exon. NCBI's taxonomy places the organism in Eukaryota, Fungi, Ascomycota, Eurotiomycetes, Eurotiales, Aspergillaceae. Bases 1 to 1401 code for a protein of 466 amino acids. The record is from RefSeq and is a predicted model, not a curated record.